Diprion similis is the source of this 1377-nucleotide messenger RNA. It is a transcript of the gene OXA1L, whose product is annotated as mitochondrial inner membrane protein OXA1L. Gene Ontology annotation, molecular function: membrane insertase activity. Gene Ontology annotation, cellular component: mitochondrial inner membrane. The coding region runs from base 95 to 1330 and encodes 411 amino acids. Gene Ontology annotation, biological process: mitochondrial respiratory chain complex IV assembly; protein insertion into mitochondrial inner membrane from matrix. The record is from RefSeq and is a predicted model, not a curated record. NCBI's taxonomy places the organism in Eukaryota, Metazoa, Arthropoda, Insecta, Hymenoptera, Diprionidae. The transcript is spliced from 8 exons.
CCAACACAGAGCGCGGCGUGGAUUUUCUACGUUCGAUGCGUGAAAAUCGUACGCCGAUUAUUAAAUAACAGGGUGAGGAAUCGUUCCGUGAAAAAUGUUGUCGCGAAUGACGUUAAGGGUGCAGAAUCGAAUGCUGGCAAAGGCGUAUGGUGUGUCAAAGGUUCUCGUUUCUCACAGAUCACUUCACGUGAUACGUAAAUUUGAUAAUACAGCAUUGAAAAAUUUCCCUUUCGGGUUGUCGCGACACAAACCAAUCCUUGGAGCAGCUUUCGUUCGAUAUGCCAGCACAGAUGAGGAUAACAUACCUGACAACUUUCUGCAGAAUAUACCCGAACCCCCAUCACUACCUGCACCAGAAGUGGUAGAUAUUGUUCAGGGUCUACGUGAACCACCUAUAACUGAUCUAGGCCUAGGAAGCUACUGGCCACCGGGCCUCAUUCAGUCUGCUUUAGAAUACUUACAUGUUGGUCUGGAUAUACCAUGGUGGGGGACGAUAAUGAUCGGCACCGUGUGCGUGAGGCUUUUGAUAUUCCCACUUUUCGUUAAGACGCAAAGGAAUGCAGCAAAAAUGCGUAACGAACUACCCGGAAUGCAAUAUAUUCAGGAUAAGAUCACAGAGGCAAGAGAAUAUGGAAAUGAAUUUGACGCUGCAAGACUUUCGCAUGAACUUCGUGCAUUUACGAGAUCUAAAGGGAUUUCUCCAUAUCAAGCUGUAAAGAUGCCCGUCAUACAGGCACCGGUAUUUUUAUCGUUUUACUUUGCACUCAGAGGUAUGGCAAACGCCCCAGUGGAAAGUAUGCGCACUGGAGGUCUUUGGUGGUUUACAGACCUAACUAUUCCUGAUCCAUACUACUUGUUACCGAUACUAACUAGCGCCACAAUGUAUGUAACGUUAAAAGUUGGAGCUGACGGGAUAAAGCUAGACAUGAUGGGACCUAUUGCAGUACAUGCAAUCAAAGUAAUUCCUGUCGUCAUGCUUAUUUUCAUCGUGAAAUUUAAUGCAGCUAUAUUAGUAUACUGGACAACGACAAAUUUUAUAUCGUUGGCUCAAGUUACGCUUUUCAAGAUUCCAUCAGUUCAAACCUUUUUCAAAAUCGACAAAGCCAUUGAGCAUCCACCGUCAGCAACUGCUUCGAGAAAAGGAUUCGUCAAAGGAUUCAAAGAAUCUUGGUCCAACAUGAAACUGGCUGGGGCAUUACAAGACAGAGGCGAAGCAGAUCACAUGGAAUUUGAACGGGCUGGACGGGGGCCUGUACCAAAAACGUAUAAAUAUAAUCCCACCACACAAGCACUACCACCGUCAGGGGUUAUGGCCCGGAAACAGGAUUGAGUUGUUGUAAAUAUAAUGUGAUAAUAAAAGAAAAACUUUAGGCAUAA